AGAAAACCAAACUGCAGAUUUGAAUGGCCACAGAAUUGAUUGGGUGUUUCUAUUGUAACCGAGACAUGGCAUCGGCAAAUCUGAUAUGUUUCUGAAACCGAAAGGAACCAAAUCUUUUAUUCAGAAAACGGAUAUCAGAUACCAAACGGUGCCAGAUAAAUUCAUAAAUAAUCGAUAUAUAUAAUCGACAGUUACACCAACACCAAAGACAAAUAAAAGGAAGAAAUAAGGACACAUCAAUCCAGACAUGGCCUUCUCCACCACCACCACAAACCCAGCUUGCAGGAUUCAAACCCUCGUCAAACCCUACCCGCAAUCUUCACUCUUCCCCAAUUUACCCCUCAAUCCCCACAAAUUUACGCUUCUGCCAUCCAAACCCUCUUCCAUUUCUUGCGUUCUUACCACCAAGCCGCAAGUAAUGGGCCAAGAAGAGAACAGUGGGUCGGGUUUGGGUGUUCUUCAGAGACCCGAUUCGUUUGGUCGGUUUGGGAAGUUCGGUGGCAAGUAUGUGCCUGAGACUCUUAUGCACGCGCUUACGGAGCUUGAAGCCGCCUUCAAAGCUCUUGCUAGUGACCAAGAUUUUCAGAAAGAGUUGGAUGGGAUACUGAAAGAUUAUGUUGGUCGAGAAAGCCCUCUUUACUUUGCAGAACGACUAACUGAGCACUACAAACGCCCAAACGGGGAAGGGCCACUCAUCUACCUCAAGAGGGAAGAUCUUAAUCAUACGGGUGCACACAAGAUUAAUAAUGCUGUUGCACAAGCAUUGCUUGCUAAACGAUUGGGAAAGAAGCGUAUCAUAGCUGAAACUGGGGCUGGUCAGCAUGGUGUUGCCACUGCCACUGUAUGUGCACGCUUUGGCUUGCAAUGCAUUAUUUAUAUGGGUGCUCAAGAUAUGGAAAGACAGUCACUUAAUGUUUUCAGAAUGAGGCUUCUUGGUGCAGAGGUCAGAGCAGUUCAUGCUGGGACAGCCACAUUGAAGGAUGCUACAUCAGAAGCCAUACGGGACUGGGUGACUAAUGUGGAAACAACCCAUUACAUAUUGGGAUCUGUUGCAGGGCCACAUCCUUAUCCCAUGAUGGUAAGAGAGUUUCAUGCUGUGAUUGGUAAAGAAACAAGGAAACAGGCAUUAGAGAAAUGGGGUGGAAAACCAGAUGUGUUGGUUGCAUGUGUUGGUGGCGGUUCAAAUGCAAUGGGGCUUUUUCACGAAUUUGUUGAAGAUGAAGAUGUAAGGUUGAUUGGUGUGGAAGCGGCAGGAUUUGGCCUUGAUAGUGGAAAGCAUGCUGCCACCUUAACAAAAGGAGAGGUCGGGGUGCUGCAUGGAGCUAUGAGCUAUUUACUACAGGAUGAUGAUGGGCAGAUAACUGAGCCUCAUUCAAUUAGUGCAGGACUGGACUACCCCGGAGUUGGACCGGAACACAGUUUCCUUAAAGAUAUGGGGCGUGCUGAAUAUCAUAGUAUUACCGAUGAAGAAGCUCUGGAAGCUUUUACAAGAUUAUCUCGACUUGAGGGCAUAAUUCCAGCGUUGGAGACUUCUCAUGCACUAGCUUAUUUGGAGAAACUGUGCCCAGACCUACCAAAUGGGACAAAGGUUGUGCUUAAUUGCAGCGGUAGAGGAGACAAGGAUGUUCAAACAGCGAUUAAGCAUUUAAAAUUUUAAUGGGUGUGCUUCUGUAACUUCUAUAGAGUUGUCCUGCCAUAAUGGUUAUAACUUCUAUACAUGUGUUUGAGGCUGGUUUUCUGUCAAAGGAACACAAACUUUCUGUUUGAAUAAAGUAUUUGCAUGAAUUUGUUCUAAAAAUUUGUUUUAUUA
Daucus carota subsp. sativus is the source of this 1810-nucleotide messenger RNA. Its product is annotated as tryptophan synthase beta chain 1. Gene Ontology annotation, molecular function: tryptophan synthase activity. The transcript has 5 exons. The record is from RefSeq and is a predicted model, not a curated record. Gene Ontology annotation, biological process: L-tryptophan biosynthetic process. Gene Ontology annotation, cellular component: cytoplasm; chloroplast stroma. Lineage: Eukaryota; Viridiplantae; Streptophyta; Magnoliopsida; Apiales; Apiaceae. Bases 248 to 1657 code for a protein of 469 amino acids.